GCUGUCAAUCAAACAGGUUGUGAGUCAGGUUGGGUUGUGACUGUGCCACCGGGCUCGGGCGGUGGAAAUUGGGAUUCAGGCUGUGAGCAGCGAGUGUGAGGUGGGCUGUGAUAUUUCUGAUUCUGUCUCCGCCGCCUCGAUUUACGAAACGUUUUAAGCGAGCGAACCAUGACUUCGAAGAACAAGGCUGGCAGUAGCAGGUCCAACACCUCGGGAUCCAGAAAAGAUAAGCACAGCUCUAAUAAAAAUGGGAAGAAAAGCGAUGGACCUUCUGGAAGCUCGUUCUUCACAUGGUUCAUGAUAAUUGCCUUACUGGGUGUCUGGUCAUCAGUAGCUGUUGUUUGGUUUGAUUUGGUGGAUUACAAAGAUGUUCUGGGAAAACUUGGAGUCUAUGAUGCUGAUGGAGAUGGUGAUUUUGAUGUGGAAGAUGCCAAAAUUUUGCUAGGAUUGAAAGAUGGAGGAGGACCUGUUCCUGCUGAACAUUUUGGGAAGAAUGAAGAACGAAUUCAACCAUCAGUACAUACAAUUGUAGAGUCAGAGGCUGACAAAGAAGAGCUAGAAUCGACGCUCCCAGGUGCGACUCAGGAGUCUCUUAAACCCAUCCCAGAAGAGGCAGUUAAAAGGGAAGAAGAACCAAUGGAGAAAAGGACAAAUGAAUUUGAUGCUGAUGCUGAAGAUUCAGAAGAUGGUGAAGCAGAUGAGGUUAGGUAUGAAACAGUUGAGUCUGAACCUGAAGAAGCAAACACUCCAGAAGAAGAGAUGAUGUAUGAACAUGCAGAAACUUCAGAAGAAUCUGAGUAUGUGGAAGAUGAAGCAGUGUCUGAAGGUACAGAGGUUCUAGAGGAUUCUGGACCUGAAGCUGCAGAUGUACCUGAAGACAGAAUUCCAGAAUCAGAAACAAGAGAGGAAGAAGUUGAUAUUGCUUCAGAUGAAGCUGAGCUCGAGCCUGAAGAUCUAGUUUCUGAACAAGAUGUUCCAGGAUUGUAUGAAUCCAAUGUGGAAGAGGAUUUCUCUGAUCAAGUGGACAUUGAAGAUGAAAUAGAGGAGGAGCUGCUGAUGAGCGAUGAAUUCAUUGAAGCAGAACUUAAAGACGUAGAGCCUGAAGAUACAGUGGAAGAAUUUUAUGCUGAAGAAACAGAAUAUGUUCCGGGGACUGAAGGCAUACAAGAAGUGUCUCCUGUUCUUCAAAAUACAGAUGAAGAUAGCCAAUCAGCCUAUGGAUCUCAGAACUUGGAUGUGGAAUCUGAAAUCCAAGUUGCAGUACCUCUUCCAGAGGCAGUGGAAGAGCCUACAGAGGAAGAAGGUGAUACUCUCGAGGGUGCUGAAGAGCACCCAGCUGAAGAAGAAUAUGUGAAUUAUGCAGAAGUGAGUGAACCCUCAGAACCUGACCAUCUGGAAGUAACAGGUGAGCCAAAAGAAGUGGACAUAGCUGAACCAGAAGCAGAGGGCGGAGCAGCUGAUUUAGAAGAGGAAACACCUAAUGAGACAGUUUCACUAUCAGGAGAUAAGCUAAAGGAAACGCCAUCAGCCUCCAGCAUUCUGCAAUUUAAAGACGAAAGAUCUGACUCUGAAGUAAAGAAGGAAAAGAAAGGUCCAGCUAAGAAAAGGAAACCAAAGCUCCUGAACAAGUUUGAUAAGACUAUUAAGGCAGAACUGGAUGCUGCUGAAAAACUACGUAAAAAGGGCAAAUCUGAGGAAGCACUCCAGGCAUUUAAUGAACUUCUGAGAAGCUAUCCUCAAAGUCCUCGAGCUAAAUAUGGAAAAGCCCAGUCAGAGGAUGAUUUGGCAGAGAAGAUGCGAAGCAAUGAGAUACUUCAGAGAGCAAUCAAUACCUAUGGAGAAGUGGCUGACAUGCUAAAUCCAACUGCAGAUCUGGUGAAGCUAGCAAUAAAACGACAGGCAAACAGACAGCAGUUUUUAGGCCACAUCAAACGUUCUGUGGUGACCCUUCAGAGCCUGGUAGAUCGUUACCCAGAUGAUAUCUCAAUUAAGAAUGAGCUUGGAGUAGGUUAUCUCUUAUUAGGAGACAACGAUAAUGCCAAGAAUGUCUAUGAAGAGGUUCUGGCCCUUGCUCCAGAUGAUGGAUUUGCUCAAGUUCAUUAUGGAUUCAUCCUCAAAGCUAGAAAUCAGAUAGCUGAAAGCAUUCCAUAUCUUAAGGAAGGAUUAUUAUCUGGAGACCCAGGGACUGAUGAUGGUCGCUUUUACUUCCACUUAGGAGAUGCAUUGCAGAGGGUGGGUGAUCAAGAGGCAUACACAUGGUAUGAGCUGGGACACAAAAAGGGUCAUUUUGCAUCUGUGUGGCAGCGUUCACUCUACAAUGUGAAUGGACUUAAGGCUCAGCCCUGGUGGACAACUAAAGAAACAGGGUAUACUGAACUGGUGAAGACUCUUGAGAGGAAUUGGAAGUUAAUCCGUGAUGAGGGUCUGGCUGUUAUGGAUAAAGAAAGGGGUUUUUUCUUGCCAGAAGAUGAAAACUUGAGAGAAAAAGGAGAUUGGGGCCAGUUUACACUUUGGCAGCAAGGUCGUAGGACUGAGAAAUCCUGUAAACAAGUCCCCAAAACAUGUGCCUUGUUUGAAAAGUUUCCUGAGUCAACAGGCUGCAAACGUGGACAGAUUAAGUAUUCAGUUAUGCAUCCAGGGACUCAUGUAUGGCCUCACACCGGACCUACAAACUGCCGCCUAAGAAUGCAUCUUGGCCUAGUUAUUCCUAAACAAGGAUGUAAAAUACGCUGUGCCAAUGACACCAGAGAAUGGAAGGAGGGGAAGGUGAUCAUCUUUGAUGAUUCUUUUGAGCAUGAAGUUUGGCAGGAUGCUAACAGCUUUCGGCUUAUCUUCAUAGUGGAUGUUUGGCACCCAGAGCUGACGCCUCACCAACGAAGAACUCUUUCCCCAAUCUAAUGGCAUAUUUGGGGCAUAAAGUGGCAAAGGUUUGAGAGUUGAGCAAAUAUGAAGAAAUUGUCUUACAUAAUGAAGUGUAACAAAUUCCUUUGAUUUGUUUUUUUCCUGAUAUUUUUGGCCCAGGAGAGUUUUCUGGGGCUGAGGGGCAAUGUAUUUUGAAAAAAAAAGCAGCCAAUUAAAUACAAAAGUCUCCUGGAAUAUUUUUAAGAGGGCAUGUAGAGGUUGAGUGAUGCAAACUUGACCUGUGUCCUCUUCUGGAACAAAACACUAAGACCAAAGCUGAAUAAGAUCUACUGAGGAAAAUCCAACAUGGCAUUUUUCCACUUGUGAUUUGGAAUAAAAGCAAAGAUGCAAAAUAGUUCACCUCAAGCUAUCGAAGAACCCCUUCAUUGGGAAGAUCAGCGUAUUAUAUAGCUUUCCAUCAUAUUAAAUCAAAAUUGGGUUUGACUAAAUUUUAUAAGAUGCACACGUUGUCACAUUCACAUAACUGGUCUUCUGUGUCUUGUAUUUCCAUAUGGAAUCAUUCUGUAUAAAUUUUGAUUAUUUUUAUUGUAUAGGUAUUCAGGCGUUCUUCAAUCAUUGAUAUUGACAAAUUACAUAAAGAUGAAUUGUACCUCACAUUGCAUUUGGUCAAGUUUGCACUCUGUACACAGAUUUAGUUGAAAUCAGCAUUUCUUCUUUGCUAACAUUAACAAAUUAUAGUGUUUCAUGCAAUAGUACGCUUUUAAUAAUCAAGAACUAAAAUAUUAACUUUGAAUUUAUUUUGUCCUACUUCUCUUAAUUUUUGAAUCUUUUGUUUAUAGUGAGUGCUGAAGCCUCAAUGGGGGAGCUGCCUUUGAGAAGUUACUAAGCCUGACAGUGUGAGCGAGAUUGAUUAACACACACAGUUGAAAUGACAUGAUCACUGAAGCAUCCUGAGUUAACAGAUGUAUCUGUGCUUAUACUUAGCUCCCCCACACUGCGCUUGGUAACUCGUCCAAAGUCAUUUCCCCAGCAAUAUCAGUGGCGGUCACUGUUUAAGUAAAAACAGUUGAAAUUACCAAAUAUUAUAAAUAAUCAUAAGGCAAGUUUCUGACCAUCAGUGUUGCUUUACUAAGCAUAAAAAUGAAUCCUCCUUUGAAUGCAGAAUUGCACAUAUAAAUUCUGUGGAAAGAACACAAAAUACACUUCCAUAAGAUGCUAAUUGCCACAGAUGCCAAUGUUGAACUUUUUUAGUGUGACAAAAAUGAACAAAUGCCAAUGUGAGAGGCACAGUCAUCCAGUAGACAGCUGAUACAUCUGUACAAAAUGCCAAAAAGCAGAUGGCUUGUGACAGCCUUAAUACAUCUACAAUAAAAUGACCAUAUGUUUUUAUGUUCAAAUUUAUUAUGCCAAGUGUAAAUGACAGACUUUACUUUGCAGGAGCAAAGCAAAGGAGGGCUGAGUUCACCACAUAAUCAAGAUACUUUUGUCUCAAAGCAGUCAAGGGAGCAGUCAGGUCCCUGUUGAGAGUUGAGGAUUGCAACCUACACCAGAAUGUGGGAAAAAUGCGAUCUCCACAUAUUGUUAUGUUUUGGCACACUAUCUAAGUGACAGAAUGUUGGGUACAGGAAGAUCGUGGGAAAUUACAUUUUAGUCUAACAAAAAUGUGUAGAGAUACAGUGAUAUAAAUAUAUCACUUUUUGUCAUGUACAAAGUAUAAUUCUGUUAGACUAAUGCUGUAGAUUCUGGUUUUGAUGGAUUUACUGUUUGAAAACUACCCAAAGGAAUUGGAUUAGCGGCACAGAGGGGAGGAGCCUUUUAUUCUGUUAAUCUGGUUUAUUCCUGUCUAUCACAUACAUACUAAUAUUAUGAGAGCCCUUUUUAAUGCAAAUGUAGUUGAAUAUUCCUCAAUUUCUAUUGCUAUUCUAUCUAAAUAUUGUGGUUUUAUGUUUUACUCACCUCUUUUCUGAUGCACUGAACUCAGGAUGUUGGUAGUGAUAGCCAAAGCUGCAUGGUGCCUGGCAUUCCAGUGACAUUGACUUUGUCCUGAAGUCCAAUGAGAUUCUGAGUUCAGACUCAAAAGGAACAUCAAGGUACCAGGGCAUAUAAUAUUCAGUGAGAUUUUAUCUAUUUAGUUUUACCUGUUACAGGAAUAAAAUACUGAAGUAUUCAUGUAACCAUAAAUAAAAACAUGAGUGAUAGGCUACAAUGAUACUGCAACAUUUUGUAAAUUGUUAAUUUCACAUUAUUCAAAGCUGUUUGAUACUUUUCCUCUCAUUUCUCCAUUCUGAAGCGCAUGUUUGAAGAGACUCAAAUGCUGGUGGUGAUCAUUACUGUCAUCAUAAGAUAUAUUUUUAGUGAGAGCUGUCAUUGAGAACAUGGUCACUUUCAUUUCUCUGCUAUUCCCAGCCUUAAAAUAAAUUCUAAUCUACUGUACAUUUAAAGAUGAUUAGAGGCCUAACUCAAUUUUGGAACAAAUUUCAUACCAGUUAUGCUAGUUUUGGAAAAGUGCAGCUUCAAUCUGCUUCUAUUUCAAAAGACUACUCGCAAUAGGAUAAGUGGCUGCAUUCUAUUCUACUGAUAGAGAAUAAAUAGAUUGCAUUUUAUUGUGUAUUGACAUUUUUUGGCAUGGUUUAUUGUUUCCUUCCUGAUAUCAGAUUUGUCUUACUAAAAUGAGUGGAUUCAGUCAACCAGUUAAGGCACUGCAAUUCUCUUUAUAUCCUGUCAUUGACUUGAUGAGGUUUUAAUUCUAAUUCUAAAAUACUACUGUAUAUCAUUGAAUAAAAUUAAUUUGCUCUGAGUAUUAUGGAUAGGUGUUCUAAGUACCAGUAUCAUGUCGAUUGAUACUUUGCUGUAGUGGUUUCCUAGAGAAGAAGACAACGAUUUCUAGCUGUAAUUGCCUCUGCAUAUAUGGAACCUUGUAAUCCGUAUUCUAAAAGUUAUAAUUUUCUUUAUAAAGGAGUCAGUCAUGUCAUGUCUUUCACAGCUGCAUUCAUGAAUUAUAUGAAGCUCAUCUUGAUUUUGUGUUUUCUAUGACUUUGCGUUGGGAUAAGUGGAAUAUUAUGCCUUUUUUUUUAAAGAGUAUAAACCUGACAUUCUUCAAACAAAAUGGAGCUACCACUAUGUUAGAUUUCAAUACUGUAUUUCCAACUGUAAAUAGUUAUUUUUGAAAUUAAAGUUUUUAAUUAUACUUUAGGUUUUUAUACAGCUCUUAGAUCAAGAACCAUUUUGAUAUUAGUAAAAGUUUAAUUACAGUUAAUGCUGGGAUGAAAUAAAAUGUUGGGAUUGAACGUCUGUAAGUUAUUUAUAAACACAAACACUUGUGAAAUGCUGUAAAAGUCACUACCCCUGAUAUUUCUCAAAAUAAAGCACAAAAGAACUUGA
Messenger RNA from Carcharodon carcharias (great white shark), 6243 nucleotides. Its product is annotated as un-named hu7910. Gene Ontology annotation, biological process: peptidyl-aspartic acid hydroxylation. Gene Ontology annotation, cellular component: endoplasmic reticulum; membrane. The coding region runs from base 169 to 2898 and encodes 909 amino acids. The record is from RefSeq and is a predicted model, not a curated record. Gene Ontology annotation, molecular function: peptidyl-aspartic acid 3-dioxygenase activity; protein binding. Lineage: Eukaryota; Metazoa; Chordata; Chondrichthyes; Lamniformes; Lamnidae. The transcript has 37 exons.